Messenger RNA from Orussus abietinus, 1454 nucleotides. Its product is annotated as odorant receptor 46a-like. The transcript is spliced from 5 exons. Gene Ontology annotation, cellular component: plasma membrane. Gene Ontology annotation, biological process: sensory perception of smell; detection of chemical stimulus involved in sensory perception of smell. The coding region runs from base 202 to 1356 and encodes 384 amino acids. Lineage: Eukaryota; Metazoa; Arthropoda; Insecta; Hymenoptera; Orussidae. Gene Ontology annotation, molecular function: odorant binding; olfactory receptor activity. The record is from RefSeq and is a predicted model, not a curated record.
AAAAAUAUUAAAUAUAGAAAUAUAAAAGCCUAUAGAGAAGAGAAAUGAAUUUGUAAUGACAACAGAAGGAAAAGGUGUUCAGAAAGAAAAACCACUCAAGAGGGAAAUCGUGCUAAACACUCUAAGGAAGUAAUCUUAAAGGAGACCUAGAUUGAUAAGCUCUCCUAAUUCAAAAAAGUAAUAUUAAAUAUCGAAAUAGAGAUGCAUGUUUUACCAGAAGCCUUCAACUUGUUCAAAAUGUGCGGUUUUUGGUGUCCCGUUGAAUAUGAUACUUGGAAAAGGAUUCUAUACUUCAUUUACACGGCAACAAUGGCGGUGCUUAUCAAUUCCUUUGUGAUAUCUGAAGUUAUUGAGAUUAUCCUUAAUCAUAAUGAUGUAGAUGAAGUAAUAGAGAUUACUUAUGUGCUCCUCAACAAACUAAGUGCUUUGUGCAAAAUUUCCGUGAUUUUGGGUCGACGUGGGAAAAUUAUUUCAUUGUUGAAAAUGUUGUUGGUGGAACAGUGCAGACCUCGAGACUCAGAGGAAUUAAGGAUACAAAAGAAUUAUGACGAUACGGCAAGGUUCGUCGUUCUAUUUUACGGUUCCUUUUGUUUAACCGGCGCAUCACUUAUGGUGUUGGGACCAUUGUUCGAAAUUUCCAACAAUCGAAUUUUGCCAUUCAAGGCAUGGCUACCAUAUGAUCCACAAUCUUCGACGCUAUUUGUUAUUUCAUAUGUUCAUCAAGGUGUUGCCGUAAUUUGUUCGGCACUUAUGGGAGUUGCGACGGAAAGCUUUGUUGCUGGAUUAUUAUUGCAAACUUGUGCCCAGCUGGAAAUUUUGCAACAUCGACUGCAGCGAUUGUCAGAUUCUUUCGAAGGUCAGAAUUCUGGAUCGACACCCUUAACGAAGUGCAUUUAUCAUCAUAUUUAUAUUUUCAAAUUUGCUGACACAAUACAGGCGAUCUUCAGUCCAGUUGUGUUUGUUCAAUUUUGUGCAAGUUCAAUGGUUAUUGGUAUGAGCGUCUACCAACUCACAAAGGAAGAAAUUAGUAGAUCGGAAUUCUCGUCAACUGCCAUAUACCUGUUUUGCAUGAUGGUUCAAAUUUUACUCUAUUGUUGGUUUGGAAACGAGAUGACGAUUCAGAGUAUUAAUGUUGGAGAUGCAGCUUAUAAAAUGGAUUGGAUGCUUCUCGACAAUGCUGCAAGGAAAGACAUAUUGAUGCUCAAAAAACGGUGUAUGAUCCCUAUCAAGUUUGUCAGUGGAUCAUUGUUUACAGUUUCUAUCGAAGCCUUUAUUGCUAUCCUUAAAGUAACUUAUUCAUCGUACAAUUUGCUUCAACAAACAGCUGAUAACACUAAACCAAGAUUAAACAAUUAAAUGAUAUGAUCCCUGCAAAUGUAAUUGGCACAUAUAUAUUAAAUCGCAUUUGUACACUAAUCGAUAUGGACAUGACCUGGAUUAACUAAACUGUGUCU